Mus caroli (Ryukyu mouse) is the source of this 7687-nucleotide messenger RNA. It is a transcript of the gene Plce1, whose product is annotated as phospholipase C epsilon 1. Gene Ontology annotation, biological process: release of sequestered calcium ion into cytosol; G protein-coupled receptor signaling pathway; phosphatidylinositol-mediated signaling. The record is from RefSeq and is a predicted model, not a curated record. Gene Ontology annotation, molecular function: guanyl-nucleotide exchange factor activity; phosphatidylinositol-4,5-bisphosphate phospholipase C activity. Lineage: Eukaryota; Metazoa; Chordata; Mammalia; Rodentia; Muridae.
AGCGGCGGACGGCGGCUGCGCGCCCCGCUGUGCUCCCGGGCACUUGCCCGGCUCCUGCUCGCUCCUGGGAAUCGGCUGUGCGGCUGACACUCGGUAGCCCUGACUCUCCACGACUCUGGAGACGCACGCGAGUGGACCAGGUCCCCAGGGACGCGGCACUCCCGCCCCGCCGCACGACUGGCUGGAGAUCUAAGGGCACAGAAAACACUCAAACUGGAAUUUUAAAUCCCUGCACAUUAACAAUAAGCCACAAGUCGCAGAAUGUGAUCCCGAACAAAAUCCUUCUAAAAAAAUUAGCUUCAGGCAACAGAGAAAAGAAGAAAACGGACCUGUUGUUUUGAAAUACUGGUGUUAAACAAACUGUUCUUGUAGGAAAUUACAACUGGAAAGUUUUCUUUGGCUCUUAAUAUACCUGAAUGAAAGGAACUGUCAGCUUGCUUCGCACAAAGACUGGAAUUAUCUGAGAUUAUCUGUUGUCUGGAAAUGACAUCCAGGGAAGGCAACACAGAAGAAUAGCUGAAUGAACGACAGUGGUCAAGAUGACGUCCGAAGAAAUGGCCGCUUCUGUCCUCAUCCCUGUGACUCAAAGGAAAGUGGCUUCUGCCCAGUCGGUGGCAGAAGAGAGGAGUGUAAAGGUCUCAGAUGCGGGGAUUCCUCGGGCACGUGCUGGCAGGCAGGGUGCACUCAUCCCUCCUACCAUCUCACAGUGGAACAAACAUAAGGAAGAGUCUUCUAGAAGUGAUUUGUCCAAGGUCUUCUUAAUAGCGAGGGGGGAACUAGCCGGCGAUGAGAAUCACAACGAAGAGGGCUGGGAGGAAAACGCACCGGACUCUACGGAAAACCACGGGAUGAACUGCAACAGCUUCGUGCAAAGCCACCAGCACCAGUUUCCCCAGAGCCAGCUUUGUGAAGCCCGUGACUCUGUCACAGAAGACCCGUGUUUGCAGCCUGGAAUUCCUUCUCCACUGGAAAGGAAGGUGCUCCCUGGAAUUCAACUGGAGAUGGAGGACUCUCCCAUGGACGUGAGCCCUGCGGGAAGUCAGCCUGGGAUCAUGGAGUCCAGCAGACCUCACUCUGACCGCAACACGGAGGUAUUUCACUUCCAUUAUGAAGCUGACAGGACAAUGUCGGAUGCUUUUCAUACCCUGUCAGAAAACCUGAUUUUGGAUGACUGUGCAAAUUGUAUUACUCUUCCUGGGGGGCAGCAAAAUAAAAAUUGCAUGGCGUAUACUUGCAAACUGGUGGAGUUGACAAGAACCUGUGGAAGUAAGAAUGGGCAAGUCCAGUAUGAGCACUGUACCUCCAUGCGCGAUGAAUACCUGUGCUUUGAAAGCUCCUGCCCAAAGGCCGAUGAGGUCUGCUCAGGUGGUAGCUUUUGCGAGGACAGCUUUGCUCACGGUCCUGCUGCCAAGACUUUUCUGAGCCCUCUGGAGGAUUUCUCUGACAAUUGUGAAGACGUAGACGAUUUUUUUAAAAGCAAAAAGGAGCGGUCCACUUUGUUAGUCCGGAGGUUUUGUAAAAAUGACAGGGAAGUUAAGAAGUCUGUGUAUACUGGGACCAGAGCCAUCAUGAGAACUCUGCCUUCUGGCCGUAUUGGGCCGGCUGCUUGGAAUUACGUUGAUCAGAAGAAAGCUGGUCUCCUAUGGCCUUGUGGGAAUGUAAUGGGAACUCUGUCAGCAAUGGACAUAAGGCAAAGUGGGAGCCAAUGUCUGUCUGAAGCCCAGUGGUGCCUGAUCUACAGUGCCGUGAGAAGAGGGGAAGAAAUAGAAGAUACGGUUGGAUCUCUUCUCCAUUGCUCCACACAGCUCCCAAACUCUGAGACAGCCCAUGGAAGGAUUGGAGAUGGUCCCUGCUUAAAGCAGUGUGUACGAGACACUGAAUGUGAGUUCCGUGCUACCCUCCAAAGGACAUCCAUAGCUCAGUACAUCACCGGUUCUCUCCUAGAGGCAACUACAUCUUUAGGAGCAAGAAGUGGCCUUCUCAGCUCCUUCGGAGGAUCCACUGGACGAAUAAUGCUGAAAGAACGCCAACCGGGCACCUCUAUGGCCAAUUCCAAUUCUGUUCCUUCAAGUUCAGCUGGAAUCAGCAAGGAGCUGAUUGAUCUCCAGCCCCUCAUUCAGUUCCCGGAGGAAGUAGCCAGCAUCCUAACAGAACAGGAACAGAACAUUUACCGCAGGGUCCUGCCCAUGGACUACCUCUGUUUCUUAACCCGGGACUUGAGUUCACCUGAAUGCCAGAGAUCACUGCCCCGUCUCAAAGCAUCCAUCUCAGAAUCCAUCCUCUCGUCUCAAAGUGGAGAACGCAAUGCCCUUGAAGACCUUGUGAUGAGAUUUAACGAGGUGAGCUCCUGGGUAACAUGGCUGAUCCUCACGGCAGGCUCCAUGGAGGAGAAGCGGGAAGUCUUCUCUUAUUUGGUGCACGUGGCCAAAUGCUGCUGGAACAUGGGCAACUACAACGCUGUCAUGGAGUUCCUGGCUGGCCUCAGGUCAAGGAAAGUUCUAAAGAUGUGGCAGUUCAUGGACCAGUCUGACAUCGAGACCAUGCGGAGCCUGAAGGAUGCCAUGGCCCAGCAUGAGUCUUCCGUGGAGUACAAGAAGGUAGUGACCCGAGCCUUGCACAUCCCCGGCUGUAAAGUGGUCCCCUUCUGUGGGGUGUUCCUGAAGGAGCUCUGUGAGGUGCUUGAUGGUGCCUCUGGCCUCCUGAAGCUCUGCCCACGGUACAGCUCCCAAGAAGAAGCUCUGGAGUUUGUAGCCGAUUACAGUGGACAAGAUAACUUCCUACAACGAGUGGGACAGAAUGGCUUAAAGAAUUCAGAGAAGGAGCUCACGGUCAACAGCAUCUUUCAGGUCAUCCGGAGCUGCAGCCGAAGUUUGGAGAUGGAGGAGGAAGACAGCGCCAGUGAAGGGAGCGGCUCUAGAAAAAACUCCCUGAAGGACAAAGCCCGAUGGCAGUUUAUAAUUGGAGAUUUGCUGGAUUCAGAAAAUGACAUCUUUGAGAAGUCCAAAGAGUGUGACCCCCAUGGAUCCGAGGAGUCACAGAAAGCCUUUGACCAUGGGACAGAGCUUAUCCCAUGGUAUGUGCUGUCCAUCCAAGCGGAUGUGCACCAGUUCCUAUUGCAGGGGGCCACAGUCAUCCACUAUGACCAGGACACACAUCUCUCGGCCCGCUGCUUUCUCCAGUUGCAGCCUGACAAUAGCACGUUGACCUGGAUGAAACCUCCCACUGCCUCCCCAGCCGGCUCCAGACCCAAGCUCGGUGUGCUUAGUAACAUGGCCGAGCCCGGCAAGUUCCCAUCCCCAGGCAACGCCGGGGUGAGCGGCCUGGCAGAGGGAAUUCUGGAUCUGUUCUCAGUGAAGGCUGUGUACAUGGGACACCCUGGCAUUGAUAUACACACUGUGUGUGUCCAGAACAAACUUAGUAGCAUGCUUCUAUCAGAGACGGGGGUCACACUGCUCUAUGGGCUUCAGACCACGGACAAUAGAUUACUGCACUUUGUGGCGCCAAAGCACACCGCUGAGAUGCUUUUCAGUGGAUUGCUGGAACUCACUACAGCUGUGAGAAAGAUAAGGAAGUUCCCUGACCAACGACAGCAGUGGCUUCGGAAACAGUAUGUCAGCCUCUAUCAGGAGGAUGGACGGUAUGAAGGCCCAACCUUGGCACAUGCUGUGGAGUUGUUUGGUGGUAGGCGGUGGAGCACUAGAAACCCCAGCCCUGGAAUGUCAGCAAAGAAUGCUGAGAAGCCCAACAUGCAGAGAAACAACACCCUGGGCAUAAGCACCACCAAGAAAAAGAAGAAAAUGCUCAUGAGGGGAGAGAGUGGAGAAGUGACGGACGAUGAGAUGGCUACCCGCAAGGCCAAAAUGUACAGAGAGUGUCGCAGCCGGAGCGGCUCUGAUCCUCAAGACGUUAACGAACAAGAAGAGUCGGAGGCCAAUGUCAUCACUAACCCUCCCAACCCCCUCCAUUCCAGAAGAGCCUACUCUUUGACCACAGCUGGGUCCCCCAACUUGGCUACCGGCAUGUCAUCUCCCAUCAGGCCAGUCUCUUCCCCUGUGCUGUCUUCUUCAAACAAGAGUCCAUCCAGUGCCUGGAGCAGCAGCAGCUGGCAUGGGCGAAUCCGAGGAGGAAUGAAAGGUUUCCAGAGCUUCAUGGUCUCCGACAGUAACAUGAGUUUCGUUGAAUUCAUCGAGCUGUUCAAAUCAUUCAGCAUCAGGAGCCGCAAGGACCUGAAGGACAUCUUUGACAUCUACUCCGUACCCUGCAAUCGGUCUGCCUCGGAGUCAGCCCCACUCUACACCAACCUGACAAUCGAAGAAAAUACCAGUGAUCUUCAGCCUGACCUAGAUUUGCUGACUAGAAACGUCUCCGACCUGGGGCUGUUCAUUAAAAGUAAACAGCAGCUUUCUGACAACCAGAGGCAGAUAUCUGAUGCUAUCGCUGCUGCAAGCAUCGUGACCAAUGGUACUGGGAUUGAAAGCACGUCCCUGGGCAUAUUUGGAGUUGGCAUACUCCAGCUCAAUGACUUCCUGGUAAAUUGCCAAGGAGAACACUGCACGUAUGAUGAAAUCCUGAGCAUCAUCCAGAAAUUUGAGCCUAGCGUCAGCAUGUGUCAUCAAGGCCUACUGUCAUUUGAAGGGUUUGCAAGGUUUCUGAUGGAUAAAGACAAUUUCGCCUCAAAAAAUGAUGAGUCACGGGAGAACAAGAAAGAACUGCAGCUACCCCUCUCUUACUAUUAUAUAGAAUCUUCACACAACACCUACCUCACCGGCCAUCAGCUCAAGGGGGAGUCCUCUGUGGAGCUCUAUAGCCAGGUCCUCCUGCAAGGAUGUAGAAGCAUAGAGCUGGACUGCUGGGACGGAGAUGAUGGGAUGCCCAUCAUCUAUCAUGGGCAUACACUGACAACCAAGAUCCCCUUCAAGGAAGUGGUGGAAGCCAUCGAUCGCAGUGCCUUCAUCACCUCAGACCUGCCAAUCAUCAUAUCCAUUGAGAACCAUUGUUCAUUGCCUCAACAACGAAAAAUGGCAGAAAUUUUCAAGAGUGUGUUUGGAGAAAAGCUGGUGGCUAAGUUCUUAUUCGAGACCGAUUUCUCAGAUGACCCAAUGCUUCCCUCACCUGAUCAACUUAGAAGGAAAGUACUCCUUAAAAACAAGAAGCUAAAGGCCCAUCAGACACCUGUCGACAUCCUAAAACAAAAGGCUCAUCAGUUAGCAUCCAUGCAAGCACAGGCUUUCACUGGUGGGAAUGCCAACCCGCCACCUGCCAGUAAUGAGGAAGAGGAAGAUGAGGAGGAUGAAUACGAUUAUGAUUACGAGUCCCUUUCCGAUGCAGAUAUCCUUACUGCUUCCCCUGUUCCUAACAGUCAGGAAGACAAUAUUCUGGAAGACAGACCUGAGAACAAAUCAUGCGCUGACAAGCUUCAGUUUGAGUACAAUGAAGAGGUCCCCAAGAGGAUAAAGAAAGCAGACAACUCCUCUGGCAAUAAGGGAAAGGUGUAUGACAUGGAACUGGGAGAGGAGUUUUACCUUCCUCAGAACAAGAAGGAAAGCAGGCAGAUUGCACCGGAGCUUUCUGACCUCGUCAUUUAUUGCCAGGCAGUAAAAUUCCCAGGCCUGUCAACUCUAAAUUCAUCUGGCUCUAGCAGAGGGAAAGAAAGGAAAAGCAGGAAGUCCAUUUUUGGCAACAAUCCUGGCAGAAUGAGCCCCGGGGAGACAGCGCCAUUUAACAGAACAUCUGGAAGAGGUUCCUGUGAAGGGAUGCGACAAACCUGGGAGGAAUCUUCUCCACUCAGCCCAAGCACAUCCCUCAGCGCUAUCAUUAGGACUCCUAAAUGCUAUCACAUCUCCUCACUGAACGAGAACGCCGCCAAACGUCUGUGCCGAAGGUGUUCUCAGAAACUGAUCCAGCACACCGCUUAUCAGCUGCUGAGGACCUACCCGGCAGCGACCAGAAUCGACUCCUCCAAUCCCAACCCCAUCAUGUUCUGGCUCCAUGGGAUACAGCUUGUAGCUCUAAACUACCAGACCGAUGACCUUCCUUUACAUUUAAACGCCGCCAUGUUUGAGGCAAAUGGUGGGUGUGGUUAUGUUUUGAAGCCCCCUGUCCUGUGGGAUAAAAGCUGUCCCAUGUACCAGAAGUUUUCUCCACUGGAAAGAGACCUAGACACCCUGGAUCCUGCUAUCUAUUCUUUAACUAUCAUCUCUGGCCAGAAUGUGUGCCCUAGUAACAGCACCGGAAGUCCAUGCAUUGAAGUUGACGUCUUGGGCAUGCCCCUGGACAGCUGCCAUUUCCGCACAAAACCCAUCCAUCGAAACACUCUGAACCCCAUGUGGAAUGAGCAGUUUCUCUUCCGGGUUCACUUUGAAGAUCUUGUAUUUCUUCGUUUUGCAGUUGUGGAAAACAACAGUUCGGCGAUAACGGCUCAGAGAAUCAUUCCACUCAGAGCUUUAAAACGAGGAUAUCGACAUCUUCAGCUGCGGAACCUCCACAAUGAAAUCUUGGAAAUCUCUAGCUUAUUCAUAAACAGCAGAAGGAUGGAAGAAAACCCCUCUGGCAGUUCCAUGCCAGCCUCGUUGAUGUUUAAUACUGAAGAGAGGAAAUGUUCUCAGACUCACAAAGUCACAGUGCAUGGUGUCCCAGGUCCAGAGCCCUUUGCUGUUUUCACUAUAAAUGAAGGCACCAAGGCAAAGCAGCUUCUCCAACAGGUUUUGGCGGUUGACCAAGACACCAAACGUACUGCCACAGACUAUUUUCUGAUGGAAGAGAAACAUUUUAUAUCUAAGGAAAAGAAUGAAUGCAGGAAACAACCAUUCCAGAGAGCUGUGGGUCCAGAAGAAGAUGUUGUGCAGAUUUUAAACAGCUGGUUCCCAGAAGAAGGCUACGUAGGCAGGAUUGUCUUAAAGCCCCAAGAGGAAACCCUAGAAGAGAAAAGCAUUGUCUUCGACGACAAAGAGGUGAUCUUGAGCUCGGAGGAGGAGAGUUUCUUUGUGCAAGUGCAUGAUGUCUCUCCAGAGCAACCUCGAACUGUCAUCAAAGCCCCACGGGUCAGCACUGCACAGGAUGUAAUUCAGCAGACCUUAUGCAAAGCCAAAUAUUCCUACAGCAUUCUGAACAACCCCAACCCAUGUGACUAUGUGCUUUUGGAAGAGGUGAUGAAAGAUGCUCCUAAUAAGAAGUCUUCUACCCCAAAGUCCUCACAGAGGAUCCUCUUGGACCAAGAAUGUGUGUUUCAAGCCCAAAGCAAGUGGAAGGGUGCAGGGAAAUUCAUCCUUAAGCUAAAGGAGCAGGUACAGGCAUCCCGAGAAGACAAAAGGAGGGGUAUCUCCUUUGCAAGUGAACUCAAGAAACUCACUAAGUCCACUAAGCAGUCUCGAGGGCUCACAUCACCUCCUCAGCUUGUGGCCUCAGAAAGUGUUCAAAGCAAGGAGGAGAAACCCGUGGGUGCCUUGGCCUCUAGUGACACAGUGGGUUACCAGCAGCAGUGAGCAAGUGCGGCAUAUUUGUUCCAGGGAUAUGAAGGGGGAGGUCCUUGAUGAGGCGCUAUCAAGAACGAACGUGGGGGGAAGAAAGAUACUUUACCUCCAUCACAUUUAAACUGGAAAUGGAUGAUUUCUCAACUGCAACCCUCUUCACACCCGAUGGGAGGUUCAUGCCGAGGACAAGCAAAAAAAAAAAAAAAAAAAAAAAAAAA